Polistes dominula (European paper wasp) is the source of this 1156-nucleotide messenger RNA. RefSeq names its product U6 snRNA-associated Sm-like protein LSm1 (gene LSm1). Gene Ontology annotation, molecular function: mRNA binding. Gene Ontology annotation, cellular component: Lsm1-7-Pat1 complex; P-body. The record is from RefSeq and is a predicted model, not a curated record. Gene Ontology annotation, biological process: deadenylation-dependent decapping of nuclear-transcribed mRNA. NCBI's taxonomy places the organism in Eukaryota, Metazoa, Arthropoda, Insecta, Hymenoptera, Vespidae.
UUAUCUUUUAUUUUAAUAUAAUAUUAAUAUAUAUUUUUAAACAGAUAGAUUUGAAAAGUCGAAUACUAAAUUAAAGGAAGAAUAUAACUAUUAUCCUUUAAUAAAUUAUUAAAUUUUUUUAAAGGUAAUAUUUAUUUUCGAUUUAAAUUCGAUAUGGCGUCGCGCGCAUCGUACCGUACAGAUUUUAUGUAUUAGACUACAUAUAUUCGUUUGUUGAUUAAAGAAUAUAUAACAUUAUCAAACUCCUAAAUGUGUUUUAAAUGUGUUAAGUUAUUUUUAUCUGUUAAAAGAACCAUGAUUUUAUCAUAAUUAAGUGUUUCUAUAUAUUACAUACAUUUGUGGUCAGUUUACACUGUGUUAGGUUAUAUUUUAACUAAAAUUUACAUAGGAUUAUUUACUUUAUUUUCAUCAAUCUAAAAUUCUUAAUCAACGGUUACAAUAUGAACGUUGUUCCUGGGACAGCUUCCUUAUUAGGAGAACUUGACAAAAAACUAAUGGUUUUGCUGAGAGAUGGUAGAACAUUAAUUGGAUACCUAAGAAGUGUUGAUCAAUUUGCUAACAUAGUACUUCAUCAAACCAUUGAAAGAAUUCAUGUUGGUAAAGAAUAUGGUGAUAUUCCAAGAGGCAUAUUUAUUGUCAGAGGAGAGAACGUCGUACUAUUAGGAGAAAUAGAUAGGGAAAAAGAAAGAAAUUUACCAUUGACAGAAGUAACGGUGGAUGAUAUUCUAGAUGCACAAAGAAGAGAACAAGAAAUGAAACAAGAUCAAAAACGUUUGAUGAACAAGGCAUUGAAGGAACGUGGUCUUUCAUAUAUUCCAGAUUUGGGUCAUGAUGAUAUGUUCUGACCCACGUCUACAUCUCUGACAACUACUUUAGAAUCAUCUCCAACAUCUUCACAUAAUUCUGACAACAACUAUGAUGUUUGUUGUACAUCAGUGUCAUUCUAUUAACAUUACCAAAAAUAUACAUGUGACUUUGAAUAACCAAAAUUGAUUCAAAUAAGAAUUUGGAAAAAUAAGAAAAGAAAAGAUUAACAGUAUGAUCUAUUAUAUACAGGGUGUCUCAUAUAACUGUAUUCACGAUUUUUCAACUAUUUACAAUAAUCUAACAAAAAAGUUUGAUAUGUUUUUGAUUGAGUAUACAUUGCAAUAAUAAU